AUUAUUCUUUCUUCAGUUCGAAAUCUCAACUUAUUAGAAUAUCAAAGCAAAAAACUUCUAGAUGAAGCAGGUGUUGCCAUUCAGAAAUUCAGAGUGUUAGAAUCUAAGAACGAUGAAGGAGUCUUGCAAGAUUUCAAUGUUAAAGAGUAUGUUGUGAAAGCUCAAAUCCUUGCUGGAGGACGCGGUAAAGGACAUUUCGAUAAUGGAUUUAAAGGCGGUGUUCAUUUGACCAAAGAUAAAAGUGAAGCACUUGAAUUGGCUGAUAAAAUGUUAGGUCAUCGUCUUAUCACAAAACAAACACCCGAAAGUGGAAUUGAAGUUAAAAAAGUCAUGGUAGCUGAUUCUAUUAACAUUGUUCGUGAAACAUAUUUCUGCAUUUUGUUGGAUAGAGAACAUAAUGGACCUGUGUUGAUUGCUUCAGAAGCUGGUGGAAUGGACAUUGAGCAAGUUGCUAAAGAAACGCCUGAGAAAUUGAAAACAGUUUCAAUUGAUCCAGCAAAAGGUCUUUCUCACUCUAUUGCUUUGGAGUUGGCAGAAUUUUUGGGUUUCAAAGGAGCUUUAGUUGAGAAAGCAGCACAUGAAAUUGAAAAACUUUAUGAACUUUUUGAAAAAGUAGAUGCUGUUCAGAUUGAAAUUAAUCCUUUGGCUGAGACUGAUGAUGGUCGCGUUAUUUCAGUUGAUGCAAAGUUGAAUUUUGAUGACAACGCUCAAUUCAGACAGAAGAAAAUCUUUGAAAUGGAAGACACGUCAGAAAGUGAUCCAAAAGAAGUUGAAGCAAGCAAAUACAAUCUUAAUUACAUUUCAAUGGAUGGUGGAAAUAUUGGAUGCAUGGUGAACGGUGCUGGACUUGCAAUGGCAACAAUGGACAUUAUUAAACUUAACAAAGGAGCUCCUGCAAAUUUUCUUGAUGUCGGCGGUAAUGUUAAAGAAGAUCAAGUGUUGAAAGCUUUCCAAAUUAUCACCAGUGACCAGAAUGUAAAAGCUAUUCUUGUCAAUGUUUUUGGAGGCAUUGUCAAUUGUGCAACAAUUGCAAAUGGAAUUGUGAAGGCAACUCAAUCAAUCAAUCUUUCAGUUCCACUAAUUGUACGUUUAGAAGGAAAUAAUGUGGAAGCUGCUCGAAAAAUAUUGAAAGAUUCGGGACUAAAUAUUUUAACAGCAUCUGAUCUUGAUGAUGCUGCUCGUAAAGCUUGUGCUGCAUUAAAAUGAUUCUAACUUUGUUAUAAAUUUUAAACGCUGUUAGUGUUACCACAGAAUGUCUUCGAGCUCUUUUUUUCUAAUGUAAUUUAAAACUUUUUUGCUUCAAUAGAUUUGAGGAAAUAAAAAUAACUUCGUAUAUACACA
Messenger RNA from Clunio marinus, 1341 nucleotides. NCBI's taxonomy places the organism in Eukaryota, Metazoa, Arthropoda, Insecta, Diptera, Chironomidae. The record is from the annotation of a GenBank genome assembly.